This is a messenger RNA of Cutaneotrichosporon oleaginosum, 324 nucleotides long. RefSeq names its product mitochondrial 54S ribosomal protein mL60. Gene Ontology annotation, cellular component: mitochondrial large ribosomal subunit. NCBI's taxonomy places the organism in Eukaryota, Fungi, Basidiomycota, Tremellomycetes, Trichosporonales, Trichosporonaceae. The record is from RefSeq and is a predicted model, not a curated record. Gene Ontology annotation, molecular function: structural constituent of ribosome.
AUGUUCGGAGCUCUCCGACCCUCUUCUGUCCUUAACGGCGGCCUGCUUUGGAAGGUACCGUACCGCCUGUCCAACACGCGCAAGGCGAACCUCCGACAGCGGCUCAAGCGCGUCGACUCGGUGAUUGCCGCGGUGGCUGAGAGCGGCGUUGAGUGCCGCGCGCUCACCCGGGCACUCGAGCUGCCAAAGGAAAGCGAGAUGCCAGCGAAGGACAAGUACACCACCUACGACCCCAAGUACCAGCAGCAUAAGUGGCGCAAGGGCGUGCACAAGGUGCCCAAGUGGACUAAGUUGACAUUGCGUACCAACCCCAAGGGCUUCUAG